AUGUCUUCUCUCUCUCGAGCCUUCACAACCCGUCGGGUCAAGAACAGCAUCGACCUUUCCGACGCUGCACGGGGGAAGGAGCGCACCAACAUUUUGCAGCGAAGUAAGACUACCAAGUCUCAGCAAGCCAUCAGGCACAAGAUUUCUGCGCCCAUGGAGCUCGUUCAUACCACCAACAUGCUCUCCUACAACGCCCCCGAUAUCCGACCUCGAACUGGAACCGAUGCGUCUAGCAACUCGUCGAGAAAGUCAACAGACGAGGACUCGGAAAGCGCCAAGUCAGCCGCUUCUUCUCCCCCGACCAGCCCCGAUGUUGCACCCCAUGAGCUGCUCAAGGAGCCGAACCAUCUGUCAAGUUAUUUCGUUGCACCAGGCGCACCCAACAACACCAAGACUUCCGAGGUUCCAACCAUUCCCAAGCGCGCACCCACGCACACGAAGCAGGCUUCAUAUGAUGCCGUCGCCCGCCAGCGCUCCCUGUCGCAAAUGUCCAAAGCCUCGGACAAGACGGUUUCCUCUAAGGCCAGCAUGACUUUCUCCUUGCGAGCGUCGUCUGGUUCCAGCGCCGCCUCCACAAUGUCUCACCACUCAAUUACCCCCGCCAUCAAGACCCCUCUACCGCCAAUCCCCUCGCCCGCAUUCCAGCACCAAUCCCCGAGACAAGAAAAGGUGGCCGAGUCGCACCCCUUUGGCCGUGAACUGGCCCAGGUUACGGAAAUCGCCGAGGAGUUUGGUAUCAAGGAUGAUGUCAUGUACGAGGAGGAGCGUCUUCUCAAGGCCGAGGGGCUCUACAAGUUCGCUGCAGAUGACUACCUGUCCGAAGUUCAAAGCCUCUUCCCCAACUUUUUCACCGACAACCAGCCCCAGCGUUCGAUGGCUAUGGCAUGGAUCUAA
This is a messenger RNA of Colletotrichum navitas, 894 nucleotides long. RefSeq lists its product as uncharacterized. The transcript has a single exon. The record is from RefSeq and is a predicted model, not a curated record. Bases 1 to 894 code for a protein of 297 amino acids. NCBI's taxonomy places the organism in Eukaryota, Fungi, Ascomycota, Sordariomycetes, Glomerellales, Glomerellaceae.